GGGCUGGCCCAGAGCCCAGGGACAGUCGGGCCUUAUAAAGCGCCGGCAGUCGGGGCCCGGCACGCUCCCCCGGAGCCUGCCGCCCACAGCCUCUCCCGUCCACCCCUGCCCGCCUGGCCAGGGCCCGGCUCCCACCCGUGGAUGAGCCACAGGACCUCCUCCACCUUCAGAGCGGAGAGAAGCUUCCACUCGUCCUCCUCGUCCUCCUCGUCCUCCUCGUCCUCCUCGGCCGCCCGAGCCCUGCCAGCCCAGGACCCACCCAUGGAGAAGGCCUUGAGCAUGUUUUCUGAGGAUUUUGGCGGCUUCAUGCGGCCCCACUCGGAGCCCCUGACCUUCCCAGCCCGUUCGGGGGGGCCGGGCAACAUCAAGACUCUGGGGGAUGCCUAUGAGUUUGCAGUGGAUGUGAGCGACUUCUCCCCUGAAGACAUCAUCGUCACCACGUCCAACAACCAUAUCGAGGUGCGAGCUGAGAAGCUGGCGGCUGACGGCACGGUCAUGAACACCUUCGCUCACAAGUGCCAGCUGCCGGAGGACAUGGACCCCACCUCGGUGACCUCGGCCCUGAGGGAGGACGGCAGCCUCACCAUCCGGGCGCGGCGACACCCACACACAGAACAUGUCCAGCAGACCUUCCGGACAGAGAUCAAAAUCUGAGGGCCCCCCUUCCCCUGCCCUCCCCCAAGCCCCACCUUCUCCCCACUGGCCCGCCAGAUUUUUCCCACCCCCGCCCCCCGACAGCUUCCAGGACAUCUCAGCCCAGGCUCCAGCCCUGACCCCCCAAGACCCCAGGUGGGUAGCCCUGCCCCGAAACUGAGGCCUUCGGCUCUGCCCUUGCCUGCCUGCGGCUCCAGGUUCCAGAUGUGGCCUCUUUCACCGAAGCCAGAACAAAGGGAUUGGGGUGGGGCAAGGAAGACCCCAGAAAGCCCACUUGGGGAAGGGAGAUGAGGAGAGGCAGGAUCUCUGGGCAAAUAAUCUGCAGGACAGACAGACAGACAGACAGAUGCUUUGAUCUACGGAGUCUCUGCAGGGCAGGGGCAGGGAAGGGGGCCUGGGACCCCCUUGGCCACAAGGUGAAGGGGAGGCAGAAGGAGAGGCACGGGCAGAUCUCCAGGGGCACCAGGGGCCCGCGGAGGCAGCUUGAUGGAAACCUCCACUCUCCUGCCUGCUAAGAUCCGCACCAGCUGUCAGGCUGCCUGCGCACCGGGCACCCCCGUCCAGCCAGCUGUGGCAGCGCAGGGCACCUGGAUACAGACGGGGUUUUUCCAAUACAGCUGGUUCGUGAUAAACUGUGUGAAACUCCUGCCACCUGCUACCUGCCCAUGCCCCCAGGCGAGGCCAGGCUGAGGGGUGGGGCUGGUCCUUCUCCUGCGCCCCCACCCCCUUCCCUGCCAGGCCUGGGCUCCUGGGGCUGGCUCCGUGCAGACAAUCGCCGGAGACAGAAGCGGGACGCAGAGCACGGCCUGGUCUCACAGUGAGACCAGUGGCUUGCCACCCUGCCCCUUGGCCAGUCGCCUCCCUUAUCCUUUCCCCUCUUUAAUCUAUGAAUCUACAGGCUUGGUGUGUGUAUACCACACAUGCAUGCACACCCUACCAUCCUUCAAAUCCUGUUGCCAUUAGUUGAGUCCAAAUUCAGACCAUUCUAAAGUCAGAUUUCAGCCUCCAUUUUUAUCAAUGGGGAAACGGAGUCUCUGGGCAACUGAUCGCCCCACUUGCUCGCUGAAGGGUGGAUGUGAACCCAGGGAGUCAGAAGCUGCUCUCAGACUGCCCGCCACCCCUCCGUGCACUGGGAAGUCGCUCCCCUCUCUCUGCCUCUCUUGCUCUGUGGCCCCUUCCCCACAUCUUCCUGCCGGAGACUGCCCCCAACCCAGCUCCCUCCUGGUCCCCAGGCCCAGGCAGGACCUCCAGUCAGCCUUCAUUUGGGGUCGCCGGGGCUGCCCCAGUGACCCUGGCUGUCUCCACAUAUGAAAGCCGGGGUAAGGUGGGGGAUGGUUCACAGUUAGUCGCGGGUGGGGGUGGGGAGGAGGGCCCUGGGGCAAGUGGCAGAGCCAGCCUCUGCUCUCUGGGCCUCUUGGGUCAGUGUCCUGUAGGGUGGCUCUCACCCCGGCCAUAAUGGGGCCCUUAGGGGAUGUUUGGGUGGGAGGGCAUGGAGGGUCCUGGCAUUGUACCCUGCACACAUAAUAAAUGACAGAA
Messenger RNA from Pteronotus mesoamericanus, 2190 nucleotides. RefSeq names its product heat shock protein family B (small) member 7 (gene HSPB7). Lineage: Eukaryota; Metazoa; Chordata; Mammalia; Chiroptera; Mormoopidae. The record is from RefSeq and is a predicted model, not a curated record. The transcript is spliced from 3 exons. Gene Ontology annotation, cellular component: nucleus; cytoplasm. Gene Ontology annotation, biological process: heart development. Bases 142 to 654 code for a protein of 170 amino acids.